This is a messenger RNA of Ananas comosus (pineapple), 5361 nucleotides long. RefSeq names its product 3beta-hydroxysteroid-dehydrogenase/decarboxylase-like. NCBI's taxonomy places the organism in Eukaryota, Viridiplantae, Streptophyta, Magnoliopsida, Poales, Bromeliaceae. Gene Ontology annotation, biological process: steroid biosynthetic process. The record is from RefSeq and is a predicted model, not a curated record. Bases 47 to 1837 code for a protein of 596 amino acids. The transcript has 11 exons. Gene Ontology annotation, molecular function: 3-beta-hydroxy-Delta5-steroid dehydrogenase (NAD+) activity.
UCUCCCUUUCGCCCUUGUCCCCGUCCCUCUCUUCCCCGCCCCAUCAAUGGCGAUCUCCGAACCCGGUCAACUCCCGGCCGAACCGAACCGGAUCCCCUGCACCGUUACCUUCGGCCGGUCCAGCUUCCUCGGCCGCUCCCUCGUCGCCGCGCUCGUCUCCUCCGGCCAUUGGACCGUCCGGGUCGCCGACCCCUACCCUUCCCCCGGUCCGGCCCACCAACCCGGUUCACCCGGCCCGUUUCACCUCCCGGUCGACUUCUCGGACCGGUCCCAGGUCAUCCCCGCCCUCGCCGGAUCCGUCGUCGUCUUCCACAUCGACCCCACCACCACCACCUCUUCCUCCUCCAUUUUCUCCACCACCACCCCCAAUUUCUCCGAACUCCACGCCCUAGCCAUUGGGGCCACCAAAACCCUAAUCUCCGCUGCAAUCGAGUGCGGCGUGCGCCGCGUCGUCUACACCGGCUCCGCCGCAUUCGCCUUCGACGGCUGCCGCGACGUCGUGCUCGGCGACGAGUCCGUGCCCUACCCCGAUAAGUAUGAGGACAUUUUGGAUGAGCUGAGGGCGCAGGUGGAGAUGAUGGUGUUGGACGCGAACGGGAGGGGUGGGAUGGCGACGUGCGCGCUCCGGCCGAGCUAUCCGUUCGGGCCAGGGGAUCCGAAUCUCGUGCCGUUCUUCGUUGCAUGUGCGACAUCCUUUUGGAAUAAGUUUAUAGUAGGAGAUGGUAAAAAUAUGUAUGACUUCACAUAUGUGGAGAAUGUGGCCCAUGCUAAUAUUUGUGCUGAGAAAGCUCUACGUUCAGACCCAGCUUCUGUUGCAGGAAAGUCGUUUUUUGUUACAAAUGAUGAGCCGGUGGAGCUUUGGGAGUUUAUUUCUAGUAUACAAGAAGGCUUGGGAUAUCAGAGCUGUAGGUUGGAUGUAGGUGGUUUCUUUCAGAAAGUGCUGAUACUAUCUGUUUCAUUCAGGGCCACAAUUAAUAUUUCUGCCAAUCUUGUAUUCCUAGUUGUUCUGCUUGCCAGAAAGUUUAGCGAAAAGGUGUUUUUGCAUAGAAUAUCCAAUCCAAUACCUGGUCCUGCUACUGUUCACGCUCUCUCAUGCACGAGGACUUUCAGUUGUUCGAGAGCUAAGAGCAUUCUUGGUUAUUCUCCAGUCUUAUCAAUGGAGGAAGGUAUCAUGCGAACUUUGGAGUCAUUCUCAGAACUAGCUAAAGAUUCAGGUUCUUCAAGACUACGAGAUUUUACUGCACCGUCAAAAGCAGACCAACUAUUAGGUGGCGGAGUAGCUGCUGAUAUAUUGCUAUGGAGGGAUGAGAAGAAAACAUUUACUUAUCUGGCUUUACUCUUUCUGCUGUUCUACUGGUUUCUGCUUUCCGGAAGAACUUUUAUCUCUUCGUUUGCAAGAAUCUUAUUGCUGGUCUCAGUCACUCUUUUUGUCCAUGGCAUCCUACCUUCGUCAAUGUUUGGUCUGACAAUCGAGAAGGUCCCAUCAUCUUGCUUUGAAGUCUCAGAGCAAACGUUGCAAAAUUUGUUUAGUUUUGUGGCAUCUAUAUGGAAUAAAGGCUUUCAUGUAAUGAAGUUGCUUGCCAGAGGUGAUGACUGGGAAGUUCUUUUCAAGUCGAUUGCUUCUAUAUGUAUUCUCAAGUUGCUGUUCCGUUUCUCACUCGCAACAUUGAUUGGAGUUGGGUUGACAUGCAUGUUCAUCAUCUUCAUUGUCUAUGAACAGUGUGAAGAGGAAGUCAACAGUCUAAUUGCAACAGGCUCAGUUAGAAUUGAAGCAUUAAAGAAAAAAAUUGUCAGUAAACUAUCAAGCUUCUUGACGAAAUAUAUUCCCCAAAGUUGAUGAUGACUGACCUACCAUAUCUCUCACUGCGAAUUUGGAAAUUAAAAUGCAUCAUCUUUGUGACAUACUUCCUUUCGUUGCGGCUUCUGUUGUCGAUUUAAUCUUUUAUGUUUAGAGAGGUAUUCAUGCAAUUACUGAUUUGAGGUUUGAUAAUUCAUCUAUCUUUCGAUCUUUCUACUAAUUAUGUAGUUAUUAUGGUAGUCAUUUUCUCAUGAUUUCAUGUAAUUAAAAGAAUAAAUAACAUUGCAAGAUGUUCUGCCAUUCUCAUGCAUAUAUUUCAACAUCAGUAGCAAAUUCAUCCAUCAGCUAUGUUUUUGUACUGGUUAAUUAUGUAUCUUUGAUAAAGUUUUCACAUAUUUCUUCUACAUAUACGAACAAUUCUUGUACAAGAACUCUCUUGUAGUUGGUCUGAGAAUUUUAUACUAACCGAGUAUUUCAUACUAAUUGCAUGUGCUCAAAAUGAAAAAAAAGAUACUAUGUUAUUUUAUUUGGUUCUGUACAUAUAUCGGCACAAAGCAUUUUCCCCUAUUGUUAAUAUAGUUCUUCAUGCCAUGUCUUAGUGUUUAUUUGGUCUGGCUUUGGCUCUGCUUCUCUAACCCCUGAAACAGCAGUCAGACCCUGAAGCUAGCUACUGGAAAAAGCUAUAAAGAGCUUCUAGGCUGCAAAAUCUGUGGGUCCAAUUUGAAGCUUCCGCUUCUGCUAUAGUAAAAAUCUAUUAGGAUGAUUUACUGGAAAAGCUGUUAGUGUUCCUUCAAAAAGAUCAACUGAGAUAGCACUUCUGUGGAAACAACAGCCAAAGCAAAGAGGUCUAUAAUAGUAUUGCAAAGGGACUCUUUCUCAUGACUUCCAAAAUUUAUGUUUGAUUAUCUUUGAGAUACUUGGUUGGCAAGUUUGGAUCAAGAAGUUUUUCCAUAACUGUAUUUUGAGAAAGAAAAAGGUGAUUUGCUUGCACCUCAAAAGUAAACAAUAUUUAGAAUGCGCAGUAUAAGUAUGUAUCUGGUGUUCUUUUUCGAAUGUCAAAUACUUUGGGUGAUGGUUGUGUUUUUCGGUGUUUGUGGUUCCUUGCAUUGGAUUCUUGCUUUUCUAUGUGUUGCUUUGUUUGAAUGUAAAUGGCUCUUUUUCUUGGUCAAUUUUCUCCUUAUGUCAUACUAUUUAUGAUCUUUCUGUAUUUCGUGCUUAAAAUCCAAAAUUUGUACAUAUACCCUUCUUAAUAGGCUUGGAGCUUUCUGUUGACAAGUGUAUCCAACACAGAUUUGGUAAUGACGGUUUAUAUUAGGCUUCAGUUAUAAACUUGAGCCAGAAAUUAGGAAUUUUAAGCUAUUAAUUUAUACAGCUGCAAAUUUUGAAGUGUUUAUCUCCUACUGGUUGUAUUCAUUUUAGAAAGGAGUGUUCAAAGCCAUAAGGACUAGGCAUUUCAAUACACAAGUUUUUUUUUUUUUAAUACAAAUAAGAAAAAGCAGAGGAUGUUCAAACAUACAUGCAUUUGCCUCUAGUGAGAACCGUAGCAUAGGGAGCAAAACUGCUUUUAGUUUAGAAUUUUAAGAAGUCCCUCUCUUGCUGCACUCAGCUCUUUUGCAACUUUCGUCAUGUCGGAUCGUUCGUAUGGCGAUUCAUUUGAGCACGCGAGACCGCAGUUGAACACCGAAACUACGCAAUGUCGCACACACUCUUCUCGAUAAGCUUUAUCAUUAUCAGCUGAGUGCAGGUUUCUGUCUAUGAUGUCCAUGACAUGUUGAGGUGAAGCAGCAGCAGCACGAACAUAUCCACGAAGGCUCAGUCCGUCUUUGAACUUUUCGUCGAGGGGGCUCAUUCCAGUGAACAUUUCCAGCAGAAGAAUUCCGUAGCUGUACGCAUCGCCGAGCCUAGAUGGUUUACAGCCCAUUCCAUACUCUGCACAACAUAUUUUAAUUGCAAACAGACAAUACAAGAUUGUCAGUGCUGGUAGAUGAACACUCAGAUGUUUCGUCAGGUAAUUGCCGCAGAAACUUUGCUAACCCAAAAUCACCCACAUGCGCCGUCAUUUCAUUGUCGAGAAGGACGUUGCUGGGCUUAAGAUCACAAUGAACAAUCGGCACAGACCCUUCGUGAUGAAGAAGAUACUCUAAUGCCGAGGCUACGUCGACAGCUAUGUUCAACCUCUGGAUUAGGUUUAGGCUUCUGAAUGGCCUAUUAGCGCGUGCAUUUGGAUGUAGCCGCUCUUCUAAGCUCCCAUUAGGCAUGUACUAAAAAACCAAGGCCUUAAAAUCAUUACUGUGGUGAUCCAAGCUAGAGCACGAUGUAAGAAUUUUGACAAGAUUUCGAUGUCGAAUGCUUCUCAGGGCCUCACAUUCAGACAUAAAACUCCUGAAAGCCCCAUGCUGUUGAAGGUUAAGUACUUUCACUGCGACGAUGUUGGCAUUUUCAUAGUUCAUGACGGCUUUAUAUACUGACCCAAAACUUCCUGUGCCGAUCAGAUUAUCUGAGGAGAACCCAUCUGUAGCCCUGAAAAGCUCAUCGUAUGAUACUUUCAUGUGUCGGUUUCUUAAGGAAAAUCUUGACAGCGGCUUUCUCCGGGAGCUUUUUAUCAAGUGACGCAUCCCAAGCAAGCACAUGAUUAUAAUGAAACACAAAAUUGCUCCACCUAUGGGAAUGAGUAUUACCUUGAGUUUAUAAUCAGAGUGAUGUUUUGCUGCGAAGGCAUCUGAAGUGCAUUUCGGCAAGUGUAAUUCUAGAAUUCCCCCACAGAGUUUACUAUUUCCGAUAAGUGAGACUUCACUCGCAUUCUUAAAGACACCUUUCAUCGGUACUCGACCCUCAAAACUAUUGAAGAGAUAUUCAAGUAUUGUAGAUCAGGGAGCUCAUCAAGGAAUGCUGGUAUUUGGCCGGAGUAUAAGUUUUUUGAGAGAUCAAGCUCCUUGAGCCUUCUUAAAUUGCUAAUGGAGAAAGGAAUGGUCCGUUGAAAUAAGUUAUUCUCCAAAUGAAGGAUUUCCAAGAUUGUGCAUUGACCGAUAGUGUCUGGAAUCUCACCAGAGAGCCUGUUAUUUGCAAGAUCAAGCUCCCUGAUAUUUAUCAAAUUGCCCACUUCUAACGGUAAUGAAUCAUUCAGUAAAUUAUGCGACAAGUCGAGGAAGCUUGCGAGGGAUGAAAGGAAAACUUCUUUAGGAAUGCUACCGCUUAGCCUAUUAUUUGAUAGAUUUAACAACUCUAGCGUUGACAGGUUGCUUAACGUCGGCGGAAUGGCUCCUUCAAAUUCAUUGUUGCCGAGAUAGAGCUUGUCCAUUAGUGUUAGGUUGCCCAAGGUCGGAAGAAUUUCGCCCGAGAGCAUGUUGUUCGACAGAUCCAAGUACUGUAAUUGCCAAAGAUGACUGAUUUCUAUAGGAAUGGUGCCUCGAAAAUCGUUAACGCCUAUAUCAAGAUAAGUUAGAUUGAUAAAUUGUAAAGAAGUCCUCCAAAUUAUUGUUGUGACACUUGCAUUCAAUUUGGUACAAUUUGAUCUUGUUCGGGCCAAUUUGAAUAAAUUGAUUGAAUCGUUACCUUUGAUCAAA